Messenger RNA from Diceros bicornis minor, 4652 nucleotides. RefSeq names its product transcription factor 12 (gene TCF12). Gene Ontology annotation, cellular component: transcription regulator complex. The record is from RefSeq and is a predicted model, not a curated record. The transcript is spliced from 21 exons. Lineage: Eukaryota; Metazoa; Chordata; Mammalia; Perissodactyla; Rhinocerotidae. Gene Ontology annotation, molecular function: protein dimerization activity; DNA-binding transcription factor activity, RNA polymerase II-specific; RNA polymerase II cis-regulatory region sequence-specific DNA binding. Gene Ontology annotation, biological process: regulation of transcription by RNA polymerase II. The coding region runs from base 110 to 2320 and encodes 736 amino acids.
CGGGCGGUGCAAGGGGAAGCCCGAGCCCGCUCUCCCGGCCAAAGUGAACUUUAAUCGGGGUGGUUGGAUGCGGAGACGGGGCGGCAGGACCUGCUAGAAGUGGCCGAAGAUGAAUCCCCAGCAGCAGCGCAUGGCCGCUAUAGGGACCGACAAGGAGCUGAGCGACCUGCUGGACUUCAGUGCGAUGUUUUCCCCACCUGUUAAUAGUGGGAAAACCAGACCAACGACACUGGGAAGCAGUCAGUUCAGUGGAUCAGCCAUUGUCUUCAGCAGAAAGGAGUCAUUGAUGCUAAAGGAUGACUCUUGCCUUUGUCAGUGCCAGCCACGGCCUUCUACUCAGAGUCUGGGUAUGGAUGAACGUGGAAGUACAACAUCUUGGGGAACAAGUGGUCAACCAAGCCCCUCUUAUGACUCAUCUAGAGGUUUCACAGACAGCCCUCAUUACAGUGAUCACUUGAAUGACAGUCGAUUAGGGGCCCAUGAAGGCUUGUCCCCAACACCUUUCAUGAACUCAAAUCUGAUGGGAAAAACGUCAGAGAGAGGUUCGUUUUCCCUGUAUAGCAGAGAUACCGGAUUACCAGGCUGUCAAUCUAGUCUCCUGAGACAAGACCUAGGGCUUGGAAGCCCAGCACAGCUGUCUUCUUCUGGAAAACCUGGGACACCAUACUACUCAUUCUCUGCCACAAGUUCCAGGAGAAGACCACUCCAUGACUCUGCAGCACUUGAUCCUUUGCAAGCAAAGAAAGUCAGAAAGGUGCCUCCUGGUUUGCCUUCUUCUGUAUAUGCACCAUCCCCAAAUUCAGAUGAUUUCAACCGUGAAUCUCCUAGUUAUCCAUCUCCCAAGCCACCAACCAGUAUGUUUGCUAGCACUUUCUUUAUGCAAGAUGGGACCCACAAUUCUUCUGACCUUUGGAGUUCAUCAAAUGGGAUGAGCCAGCCUGGUUUUGGUGGAAUUCUGGGGACCUCCACUUCUCACAUGUCUCAAUCCAGUAGUUAUGGCAGCCUUCAUUCACAUGACCGCUUGAGUUAUCCUCCACACUCAGUUUCACCAACAGACAUAAACACAAGUCUUCCACCAAUGUCCAGCUUCCAUCGCGGCAGUACCAGCAGUUCGCCUUAUGUUGCUGCCUCACACACUCCUCCCAUCAAUGGAUCAGAUAGCAUUCUAGGAACCAGAGGGAAUGCUGCUGGAAGCUCACAGACAGGUGAUGCACUUGGAAAGGCUUUGGCAUCUAUUUAUUCUCCUGACCAUACCAGCAGUAGUUUUCCAUCAAAUCCAUCAACACCAGUUGGAUCACCCUCACCUCUCACAGGUACCAGUCAAUGGCCCAGACCUGGAGGGCAAGCUCCUUCAUCCCCAAGCUAUGAGAACUCACUUCACUCCCUGAAAAAUCGAGUUGAGCAGCAACUUCACGAGCAUUUGCAAGAUGCAAUGUCCUUCUUAAAGGAUGUCUGUGAGCAGUCUCGAAUGGAGGAUCGUUUAGACAGACUGGAUGAUGCUAUCCAUGUGCUGCGGAACCAUGCCGUGGGACCUUCCACCAGUUUGCCUGCUGGUCACAGUGAUAUACACAGUUUAUUGGGACCAUCCCAUAGUGCACCAAUUGGAAGCCUCAGUUCAAACUAUGGUGGAUCAAGCCUUGUUACAAGCAGUCGAUCUGCUUCAAUGGUUGGAACUCAUCGAGAAGACUCUGUCAGUCUCAAUGGCAAUCAUUCAGUCCUGUCUAGUACAGUCACUACUUCAAGCACAGACUUGAACCAUAAAACACAAGAAAAUUAUAGAGGUGGCUUGCAAAGUCAGUCUGGAACUGUUGUUCCAGCAGAAAUCAAGACUGAAAAUAAAGAAAAAGAUGAAAACCUUCAUGAACCUCCUUCAUCAGAUGACAUGAAAUCAGAUGAUGAAUCCUCCCAAAAAGAUAUCAAGGUUUCAUCUAGAGGCAGAACAAGCAGUACUAAUGAAGAUGAGGAUUUGAACCCAGAACAGAAGAUAGAAAGAGAGAAGGAAAGGCGGAUGGCUAACAAUGCCAGAGAACGCUUGCGUGUGCGAGAUAUUAAUGAGGCAUUCAAAGAGCUUGGUCGAAUGUGUCAGCUUCAUUUAAAGAGUGAAAAACCCCAAACAAAACUCCUCAUUCUUCAUCAGGCCGUGGCAGUCAUCCUUAGUCUAGAACAGCAAGUCAGAGAGAGGAACCUUAACCCCAAAGCAGCCUGCCUUAAGAGAAGAGAAGAAGAAAAAGUUUCUGCCGUAUCGGCAGAGCCACCAACCACGCUGCCAGGAACCCAUCCUGGGCUUAGUGAAACUACCAACCCUAUGGGUCAUAUGUAAACAUCAGCCAGGUAAGUAUGGGUAUGAAGAGAAAAUACAAGGAAAUCUACUUCAUCUUAAACUGAGUUAGAACCUUUGAACAGAAUUCUCUGGUGACAUUGAUCAUGGUAAAGGUCACAUGUAAUUUGGAAUCCAACAGUUUACCUUUCUGUUGUAUAAUUAUACUUAGAGAACCAAUCCCAUUUUAUACCAAAUUACUGUCUCUUCAAAGUGUGAUAGUCUCCUGUGAUUUAUAAAGCAUUUUGGGUUCUCCUGUUCUGGAUCAUCAUGUAUACUGUCUCACAUGAAUAGCAUUCUGAUCCAAGAAGAAAACAGGGCAAUGACUCAUCCAUCAAAAAAUAGUUUUGCUACCACUCAUACUCCUCAUUCCUCUACUCAGAAAUACUUGACUGUAUCAUCAACCAGUUUUCUGUUAACCAUCUUUCUCUUCUUUGUCAUGAAAUCUUUAUACACAAAAGAGUAUUGCUUGCUUCUAUUUGAAUCAAUAAUGCAAGUUUGUAAUCUGCAUCUUCCUUCCCCUGUAAGCAUAUCAGUUACACCUUCUGGAAUCUACUAAUGAAUGUAAAGGUGUUAUAUAUGAUAGAACCAGAACGCCCUUCUCUCUGGAAUUUUACUUGUUAAAAGACUGUUCUUUUUAUCUUCCUCUUCAUAGACUAAACAUAAUCCACUUCCUUGUGAUUUUUUUUUUUAAGCAAAGUGACAAAAGUAAUAUGAGGUUGUUGCCCAAGUAGUUAGAUCGUCUGUUCCUUAACUAUAUACAUUCACAUUAUCUAUAAUUUAAGUUGUAAAAUUAUUAUUUAGGUGGCAGAAAUUAACAUAGACUGUACUUAAAUAUUUGGGGCAAUAACAAAAUAUAGCUAGCAGCAUGGAUUAGGAAUAGAACUGGUAAUUUCAUUUUUAUAAUCUGCCUUCAGCAGUGUGUAGUUCUUUUAGCAGUUUCAUCAGCAGAUUAAAAGCAGUAAGUAAAGGUGUGUGGAUGGGAGGUGUGGAGCAGGAAAAAAAUAUCAAGUGCAAUUUCAUUUGGUCAGCUUUGUGGCUACCUCAUUUUGAGUUGAAAGUCUGGAAUUCGAUAGAAUAUUUUGUAAACUGCAAACAUUAGUCAAUAACUCACCUUUUCCUGAAGCAUUUGGUUCCUACUACCUCUACAUAUAUCCCCCUUAGGAUCAAACUAGACCAAAACUGAAGAUUUCAUUUGGGGACAAAAGGAGGAAGGGUUGAUGUAAUCAUUUAAGUGUUAAUUGUAGUUGUAACAUUAGCACGCUGGAGAAAACUCAACCACCUCCCCCAGAGAAAAUAACCAGCAAUCUAACAGAUUGUGCAUGUCAAAGAGACUUUGGGCAGGAGCUAGUUAACUUAAACAGCCUCUGAAACCCAAGCCAUUGUUUCAUAUUCUGUGGGAAAUAUAGAAUAUCAUGAAAACAUUUUUGUUCAAAAAUAAACUUUGAAGUUUUAAAAUAAAAACAUGCCAGUGUUUUUCAAUGCAAAAGUGACUUUCUAAAUUGGCAGAUCAUUUCGAAGAUGAGGGAUGAGAGGUAACUUCUUAUACUCAGGUCCCAGUAACUGCUGGGCUGUGGAAGGAGCACUUAACAUUCGGCUAUCACGUUUAUCUCAGAGCAUGUCUUAUUUUUCUUGUCUCUCUAGUUUGUUGUACCCGGUUCCUCUUAUUCUCUUCCCAGUCUCCCCCUAGCUUUUUCUCCUUCAGCUCUCUCUCUACUUCACAUCUCUCUUCUCUCCUGUUUACUUCCUGUUGUUUUACUCCUUCUGUAUCUCAUACUGCUUUCAUAUCUCUACCCUUAUCUCUGUAAUGAGGAAAUUCCCCCACUUAGGUUAAAUUAAACCUUGAGCAUUCUCACCUGUCAAAAAGAGAUCACGACUCCUUUAAAAAACAAAAAGGCUUCAAGGUUAUAAGCAGUGUUGUAAAUGUACGUUGUUUCAUAAAAUUUCAUAGGCUAAUGUUUAUUAUCUUAAAAUAUGUCUUAAAGAUUUCUAACUCCAUAAAGGUAGUGAUCUGGUUUCACCUGAAACCUUCAGUUCUUUGUAGAACUAGAUAGUAGAUGAAGACCAGCAAGAGAGUGGGCAGCAGAACUACUUGCUAGAAUUAAAAUAGCUGAUAAAUGAGCACAGGUGACCAACCGUAAAAGCACAAGAAUUCACCACAAUGUAAUGUAAGGCCAAGUAGCUCUGAAUAUCUGUUAUCCAUCCCUAAAAGCAUUACUCUAUUACAAAACAAUACUGUGGUUAUAGUUUAAUAAGGAAGUGAAAGCUAUGAUUCUUCCUAAAACUAUUUCCAUCAAAAAUGGUUAAAAGGAAAAUCUGAGUUAUUACUAUAUAU